CUGCACAUGAAAGCAGGCUCUGUGAGUGUGCAGUCAACUUUCUUUACAGAGAAGUGGCACGCCGCUGCGAGCCUUUAAACUGCGCUUAACUUCUUCUGUUGCUCAACUUCGGGAAGUAUGAGGAUUUGUUGUUGAAGGAAUGCACGGAUUUGCUGUAUUUCCCUCCUCGGCAUAGUGUCGUGACUUCUGCCAAGCUUCGAGCAAACAGCAUUAUCCGGGGCUUUAUUUUAGGCGUGCAAUCGUCAGUAAACAUGCAGCAUGAUGUGCAGCUGCACCUCUAACCGUGUUUCGCUGUAUUGAAGGACGGUUUGCACGUCGUGCCUGUGCAGUGGCUACACGGGUCACCGCCGUGCGUAACGCUGGCUCUCCAUGGAGGACUGCUUGGAAAAGCCGCUCAUCACAACCCACACUUUAAGUCAGUGAGUGACCCUUUAAACAUGAUGAGUAUAGACCAGGACGGGAUAUCCCUACCGGUGCCCUGCUUCGGAGUUUGCAGAGAGAGCCACGGUGGGGAAAGCAGUGGAGGUGGAGGAGGUGGAGGGAUCCCCGCAGCUGGGACUUUCUGGCAGGACUCUGUGGUCACAAGCGGGGGUCUCAGCCCGACCCCAUGCAGCAACCCGAUGGAAGGAGGGGGCUUGCUGUCCACCGGGAAGUCAUGCAAAAGCAGGCCGGUGACGGUGGCCUAUGUGGUGAACGGAGAGGCGAGCCAGCAGAAUAACGCGGAGAGCAUGGCGCUGCAGUGCCUGAAGGACGCCUGCGAGACGUCGGGCAGCAAGCUGGAGACUGUGAACUUUGGGAAGCUGGACUUUGGGGAGACCACGGUGCUGGACAGCUUCUACAAUGCAGACAUCGCUGUGGUGGAGAUGACGGACGCUUUCCGGCAGCCCUCGCUCUUCUACCACCUGGGAGUGAGAGAGAGCUUCAGCAUGGCCAACAACAUCAUCCUGUACUGCGACACCAACUCCGACUCCCUCCAGUCUCUGCAGGAGAUAAUUUGCCAGAAGAACACUACUUGCUCAGCCAACUACACCUUCAUCCCCUACAUGGUGACGCCCCACAACAAGGUGUACUGCUGCGAGGGCAGCCUGAUGAAGGGCCUGACGGAGCUGAUGCAGCCCAGCUUCGAGAUGCUGCUGGGACCCAUCUGCAUGCCGCUGCUGGACCGCUUCAUCCAGCUGCUCAAAGUGUCCCAGUCAAACUCCCACCAAUAUUUCCGUGAGACGAUUCUGAAUGAGAUCAGAAAGGCUCGGGAGUUGUACACCGGCGUGGAGCUGGCCGCCGAACUGAACCGCAUCCAACAGCGACUGGACAACGUGGAGUGCCUUUCGGUCGACAUCGUCAUCAACCUGCUGCUCACGUACAGGGACAUCCAGGAUUAUGAGUCCAUCGUGAAGCUGGUGGAGACUCUGGAGAAGCUUCCAACCUUUGACCCCGUUGCUCAUCCACAUGUGAAGUUCCACUACGCCUUUGCACUGAACAGGAGGAAUUUGCCGGGCGACAGACAGAAGGCUCUGGACAUCAUGCUGCCUCUGGUGAAAGGCGAGGAGCAGGUCGCCUCGGACAUCUACUGCCUGGUGGGACGGAUCUAUAAGGACAUGUUCCUGGAGUCUCACUUCACCGACACGUCGAGCAGAGACAGCGGCACACAAUGGUUUAAAAAGGGGUUUGAGUCAGAGCCAACACUACACUCUGGGAUCAACUACGCUGUUCUCCUCCUGGCUGCAGGACACCAGUUUGACACGUCAUUCGAGCUCCGCAAAGUGGGAGUGAAGCUGAGCAGCCUGUUGGGGAAGAAAGGCAGUCUGGACAAGCUGCAGAGCUACUGGGACGUGGGCUUCUUCCUGGGCGCCAGCAUCCUGGCCUGCGACAACACCAGGGUCAUCCAGGCCUCGGAGAAACUUUUCAAACUCAAAGCCCCCAUCUGGUACCUGCGCUCACUGGUGGAGACUAUCCUCAUCUACCAGCAGUUUAAGAAACCCUGCACGGAUCAGCCGGCCCACAAGCAGGAGCUGGUGGACUUCUGGAUGGACUUUCUGGUGGAGGCGACCAAAAAAGAUGUCUCCUCUGUCCGAUUUCCUGUGUUGAUAUUAGAGCCCACUAAAGUGUACCAGCCUUCAUAUUUGUCCAUCAACAAAGACGUGGACGACAACACGGUGUCCAUCUGGCAUGUUGCUCCGGAAGAUAUGCACAAGGGGAUCCACGAGUGGAACUUCAGCGCCACAUCCGUACGAGGUGUCAGCAUUUCCAAGUUUGACGAGCGCAGCGCCUUCCUGUACGUGCUUCACAACGCAGAGGACUUCCAGAUCUAUUUCUGCACCGAGAUGCACUGUAAAAGAUUCUGCGAUCUGGUGAACAGCAUAACAGAGGAGGCCUGGAAAGGUCCAGAGGAGGGAGACUGUGACACGGACGCCUUAGAGUACGACUAUGAGUACGAUGAGCACGGAGAGAGGGUGGUUCUGGGUAAAGGCACAUUCGGAGUUGUGUACGCAGGACGAGACCUCAGCAACCAGGUCCGACUGGCCAUCAAAGAAAUCCCCGAGAGAGACAGCAGGUACUCUCAGCCCCUCCACGAGGAGAUCGCGCUGCACAAACACUUAAAGCACAAGAACAUCGUCCAGUACCUCGGCUCCAUCAGCGAGAACGGCUUCAUCAAGAUCUUCAUGGAGCAGGUGCCCGGAGGGAGUCUGUCUGCCCUGCUGAGGUCUAAGUGGGGUCCUCUGAAAAACAACGAGUCCACCAUCGGCUUCUACACACGGCAGAUACUGGAGGGACUCAAAUACCUGCACGACAACCAGAUAGCACACAGAGACAUCAAGGGAGACAACGUGCUCAUCAACACUUACAGCGGCGUCCUGAAGAUUUCAGAUUUCGGCACAUCCAAGAGGUUGGCAGGGAUCAACCCCUGCACAGAGACUUUCACAGGCACACUGCAGUACAUGGCUCCCGAAAUCAUAGAUAAGGGUCCUCGAGGUUACGGCAAACCGGCGGACAUCUGGUCUCUGGGCUGCACCAUCAUAGAGAUGGCCACUGGGAAACCUCCUUUCUACGAGCUGGGAGAGCCGCAGGCUGCUAUGUUCAAGGUGGGCAUGUUUAAGAUCCACCCAGAGAUCCCAGAGUCUAUGUCGCUGGAGGCCAAAGCUUUCAUCCUGCGCUGCUUUGAGCCCGACCCGGACCGGCGUGCCACGGCCUUCGACUUGCUCACCGACGAGUUCCUCACCGUCACCAGCCGCAAGAAGAAGAACAAGAGCAGCUUCCCAGCUCUGUCACCGGGGUCUGAGUACCUCCGCAGUAUCUCGCUGCCGGUGCCGGUGGUGGUGGAGGACACGAGCAGCAGCAGCGAAUACGGCUCUGUCUCCCCUGACAACGACCUCAACACCAACCCCUUCAUCUUCAAGCCCAGCGUGAAGUGCUACAGCGAGAGGGAUGUCAAGGGCCCGAGGUCCCUCUUCCUCAGCAUUCCAGUGGAGAAUUUCGAGGAUCACAGUGCUCCUCCGUCUCCCGAUGAGAAGGACUCUGGCUUCUUUAUGCUCCGGAAAGACAGCGAGAGACGAGCCACUCUGCAUCAGAUCCUGACCGAGGACCGGGACAAGGUGGUGGCCAACCUGAUGGAGGCCAUCGCACAGAGCUCUGAGGGAAUGAAGCUGAAGCCGCAGCACAUCUCCACCCUCGUGGUCAGUCUGGCAGACUUUGUUCGCAUGGCAGACAGGAAAAUAAUCGCCAGCACGUUGUCUCAACUCAAGCUGGAGCUGGACUUUGACAGCACGGCGAUCAGUCAGCUGCAGGUCGUGCUGUUUGGCUUCCAGGAUGCUGUAAACAAAGUGCUGCGAAACCACAACAUCAAGCCCCACUGGAUGUUCGCUCUGGACAACAUCAUCCGGAAAGCUGUGCAGACCGCCAUCACCAUCCUGGUGCCAGAGCUGAGGCCUCACUUCAGCCUGGCCUCGGAGAGCGACCCGGCCGAGCACGAGGACAUGGACGACGACAUGGAGCCGGUGAGGAACUCCACCCACCACAGCCGCACGCCGACCGUCGCCGCUCACGACGACACCGUGGUGACCUCCGGGGUCAGCACGCUCAGCUCCACUGUCUCACACGAGUCCCACAAUGCACAGCGAUCUGUGAGCAUGGAGCUGGGCCGCAUGAAGCUGGAGACCAACAGGCUGAUGGAGCAGCUGCUGGAGAAGGAGAGGGAGUAUCAGACCAUCCUGCAACAAGUGCUGGAGGAGAGAGAGCAGGAGAUCAGACUGCUGAGGCUGCGAUCUGACCCCCCCACAGACGUCCCCACAUUGUCAGGUGACCCCGACUCAGAUAGGAGUCUGCCUGCCAUGAGACAUGAAGACUCAGAGGUGACCAGCUGGCUGAGGCUCUACGGUGCCGACCAGGACUCCAUAGACAGAAUACUGACCGAGGAGUACACGAUGAACGACAUCCUACACGAAGUCACAAGAGAAGAUCUGAAGAGUUUGAGUCUGAGAGGCGGGAUCCUGUGUAAACUCUGGAAGGCCAUCACAGACUACAGGCAGAAGCCAACCUGAGGCCUUAAGUGUCGCGACCACCUUCAUCCCAAAAACUCAGUAUUCUCCUCUUUACCUCAGUAUUUAUAGGAGCAAGACUUUUAGGAGAAGAACCUGUGAUUGCCGUGUCCACAGAGCAGCUUUCCACUCGCACAAGAAACUCUUUAACCGGUCUCGGCGGAGUAUUUUGAUAAACAAGCAUUUGGGGAAUAAAGAUCACUUUGAAAGCAACAAUUACUAAGAAGUGCCAUAAAUUGUGCUUUGCCAGAUGGAAAACACAGCUUUUUGUUACUGGUGUGUUUAAAAUGACAACUCAAGAGAAAAUCUAAACUAUAAAAACAUUUUCUCCUGUCUUUACCAGAUGUAACGUUUACUAAAUUGGAGACUGACCGUUUUCUGAUACAAGCCUGAGAUACAAAAUACUACAUUCAAAAUCAUCUGGGCUAAUGUUUUUAUCAUAUUAUCACUACUUUAUUUAAAUGUAUUUUUAAUUGAAUUGUUUUGGUAAUCUGAAGGAUGUCAGUGCAUGCCCUUUUUCCAUACUGAGACUUUUUAUUUAAAUAUGUUUUCCUUAUUUUCUUUUUAUAAUACAAAUCUACAUUUUUAUUUUUCCCAAACAUGUAAAUAUUGUGUUAAAUAAUUAAAUGUUAACAACAUGUAUGUACUUUAAAACCACAUUAAUAUUAUGUGAAGUGUAAAUUGGACAGAGUAUAUUAUGAACACAUGUGAGAAAAUAAUUGUAUAGUAUUGUAUUUUUUAGUGUAGCGAAUCAUAGGAGACAACAUUCAGUUUGUAAGUAAUAGAACAUCAAAUCAUUUGCUCUUUAGUUUUAUUGUUGUACACUGACAAAAUUGUGUUUAUCUUGCUUGUGUAGAUAUGACCAUUCGUUAUGAACACAUCUGAAAUUCAUGCAGAAAGUUCAAACAGAGCUUCUUUUUUUUUAAAACAACUUGAUGUCAGAAAUGCGGAACAUGUGGAGCAGUGUGUCUGCUUUGUUUCAUAUCUAAAAUUAUUCAAGAUUUCUGUGUCAUAUUGUAAAAAAAUAAAACUUUUCAUCAUUGAAACUGUGAAAGAAACGUGUCAGAU
Molecule: messenger RNA, 5600 nt
Organism: Eleginops maclovinus (Patagonian blennie)
Lineage: Eukaryota; Metazoa; Chordata; Actinopteri; Perciformes; Eleginopidae
Gene: map3k5
Product: mitogen-activated protein kinase kinase kinase 5
Exons: 30
Coding region: 438-4535 (1365 amino acids)
Biological process (GO): protein phosphorylation; MAPK cascade; cellular response to stress
Molecular function (GO): MAP kinase kinase kinase activity; ATP binding
Source: RefSeq, a predicted model, not a curated record